This is a messenger RNA of Lineus longissimus, 445 nucleotides long. RefSeq names its product PAT complex subunit Asterix-like. Gene Ontology annotation, molecular function: protein folding chaperone. Gene Ontology annotation, cellular component: endoplasmic reticulum membrane. Lineage: Eukaryota; Metazoa; Nemertea; Pilidiophora; Heteronemertea; Lineidae. The record is from RefSeq and is a predicted model, not a curated record. The transcript is spliced from 4 exons. Gene Ontology annotation, biological process: protein insertion into ER membrane. The coding region runs from base 81 to 398 and encodes 105 amino acids.
ACUCGCUUAACUUCCGUUUUAUGGGCUGGACAAAAAUUUAUUAAAAAUCUUCUUUUUUACCGGUUUUAACGUUAAAUACGAUGUCUUUACCUAACAGCGCCAAUGAUCCUCGACGACCAAAUAAAGUACAUCGAUACAAGCCCCCAUCCUCCGGAGGACCUCUUGAUGAUCCAACACCAGAUUACAUGAACCUACUGGGCAUGGUAUUUAGCAUGUGUGGACUCAUGUUGAAGAUGAAGUGGUGCGCCUGGGCUGCCGUUUAUUGUUCAUUCAUUAGCUUUGCCAAUUCUAGAUCAUCUGAAGAUACCAAACAAAUGUUAAGCAGCUUUAUGUUGUCAAUUUCUGCCGUUGUCAUGUCAUAUUUACAGAACCCACAGCCAAUGACUCCUCCAUGGUGAACAAUAAAGUAUUAUUAUUUAUUUGUAAAAAGCUGAAGUUGCUGUCA